AUGAGUAACAGCACAAGAGAUCUCCACCGCCUCACCUUCUGGACGCGAGGCAGCACGGAGGUCCGAGUGUCCAUCCGCGAGUGGCUGAAUAGGAAGAAGAACGCCGCUGCCUACUCGAAUGAGGUCGUGGCGGAGAACGGCGGGGGGGAGGUCGUGCCGGAGACUGAGGAAGGCGGGACGGAGGUCGUGUCGGAGAAAAAGCAGAAAUAUGCAGAGCGCAGUUCGUCGGUGUCGAGCAGCGGGGAAGAUCUUCCCUUGUGGCGGAGGGCUCUCAACUGCGUGUGCGGGGUCGAGACGCAGAAGGUGUCGCAGGCGCAGGAGGAGGACCCGGAAGAGCACCUCACGCCGGAGCAGAAGGCUACCAGGGCGGCCGAGUUCUUGGAGGAGAAGAAGCCCUGGACGAAUGUUGUAGAUGGAGCCUCUAUACUGGUCAUGUGCAUUGCUGCGUUUAUGUGGGGUUAUUACGCCUAAGACAACAGACACACUGGUUUAGACUGUCGUGUGUUAUUAGGCCUGAAAUAAUGGUCACACUGGUCUACACUCCUGCGUGUUCGAAUCGCCUUGUACAAAGAAAACUAAAAAAAAAAAAAAAGAUGAAGAAACAGAGUGGAGGAAGGGAGGAGAGGAAGAAGAAGAUGGUGUACAGAGAUCAAGAGAGAAGGAGACGGGGAAGUAAGAGUAGGAGAAGAAGAAGGUGAUGGAAAGGUAGAUGGAGAAACAAAAGAAUGGGAAGUAUGAGAAAAAACGUUUUGCAAGGGGAAACAUGUAUAGCAUUAACAAAGCUCACUAGUAUAAUUCGUAUUUUGAUAUAAGUUGUAUAUUCAAAAUGUACAAAAAAAAAAAAAAUGCCCACUGCAUGUAUAAUGUACAUUUUCUUAUGUCUGAAAUGAAUAUGAGUGUUGUAACAUUAAAAAAAAGUAUAUAGAUAUAUAUGUGUGUGUGUGCGUGUGUGUAUGUAUGCUAUGUGUGUAUCUAUGUAAAUAAAAUGCGACCAAACAAAA
Messenger RNA from Penaeus monodon (black tiger shrimp), 1001 nucleotides. RefSeq lists its product as uncharacterized. The record is from RefSeq and is a predicted model, not a curated record. The coding region runs from base 1 to 471 and encodes 156 amino acids. NCBI's taxonomy places the organism in Eukaryota, Metazoa, Arthropoda, Malacostraca, Decapoda, Penaeidae. The transcript is spliced from 4 exons.